AUGUGGCCUCAUCUUCUACUGCUUCUGCUGCCCUACGCAUUCCACUCGGCAUCAGCAACAACACUCGACGACAAGCCCGACGUGGAUGCCUUGCUGGAUGGUAAACUGCCCUCUGACUUGGGGGAUCACAUCCCGCACCUCAUGGGCCUGUUCCUCGGGUUGAACAGCUUUACAGGAAGCCUUCCAGCUUCUCUUGUCAAUGCAACUCAGAUAAGGUUUCUCGACAUCUCCUUCAACAACAUCACCGGAACAGUUCCUCCUGAGAUUGGAAUGCUCUGCCCAGAAGUCCUCAAUUUUAAGAGUAAUCAGCUAAUGGCAACCACUGCUCAGGACUGGGAGUUUAUGACAUUCCUCACAAACUGCACACGCCUCAGGUUCCUUAGCAUCCAGGCCAACAUGCUAGGUGGCAUGCUGCCAAGCUCAGUUGGCAACCUAUCAGCACAUCUCCAACAAUUUAUUUUUGGAUUUAAUAAAAUUUCUGGCAAAUUACCAUUUGGAAUAAGCAAUCUUGUCGGACUAAAUGUGUUGGACUUCCCUCACAACCAACUUACUGGUGUCUUGCCUGACAGCAUCGGAAGGCUAAAUUUGCUUCAGCAAUUGUAUUUCAAUAAUAAUCAAUUUUCAGGGUCCAUGCCAUCCUCCCUCGGGAACUUGACACGGCUACUAGUUCUUUCAGCCGGUAGCAAUAAGUUUAAGGGGGCCCUUCCAACAGGCCUAGGGAACCUCCAGGAGAUAACUGAAGCAGACUUUUCAAACAAUAAGUUUUCAGGUACAUUGCCAAAAGAGAUAUUUAACCUAUCAACCCUAUCAAAUACACUGGAUUUGUCAAACAACUUUUUGGUUGGUUCUCUUCCACCUGAAGUUGGCAGUCUGACAAAGCUUACAUACAUGUAUGUAUCCAUGAACAACUUAUCAGGACCACUACCUGAUACACUUAGCUAUUGCCAAAGCUUGAUAGAGCUCAAGUUGGACCAAAACUACUUCAAUAGUACCAUUCCCUCGUCUAUCAGCAAAAUGCAGGGCUUGACAUUUCUAAAUCUUUCCAAGAAUGCACUCUCUGGUGUGGUUCCUCAAGAGUUAGGACUCAUGGACGGUAUUCAAGAAUUGUAUCUUGCACACAACUACUUGUCUGGUCAUAUCCCUGAGAGCUUGCAAAACAUGGCAUCAUUGUAUCGGUUAGACUUGUCCUUCAAUAAUCUGGAUGGCAAAGUUCCAUCGCAGGGUGUGUUCAGUAAUGUGACUGGAUUUUUGUUUGAAGGGAAUUCGAGGCUUUGUGGUUGUAACUCAGAAUUACGGUUGCCCCCAUGCCCGCCGCUGGAAUCAAUGGAACACAAGAAGAAACGCCAUUUCAUUAUCGCAAUAGCUAUCCCAAUUGUUGGCGCAAUUCUAUGCUUGAGUGUGAUGCUUGUGUUCUUCACAAGGAGAAAGGAAACAAAAGCUCAAUCCACAUCCACAAGUGGAUUCCAAUUGAUGGGUGACAAUUAUCCAAGAGUUACUUAUGUUGAACUGGCCCAGGGAACAGGUGGCUUUGCCACAGCCAAUUUGAUUGGUAGAGGAAUGCAUGGAUCAGUGUAUAAGUGUCAUUUAUUGCUGAACAACAUGAUGACCACCGUAGCGGUGAAGGUUUUUGAUCUCCAACAGACUGGUUGUUCCAAAAGCUUUUUAGCUGAGUGUGAGGCACUUAGUAAGGUUCGCCAUCGUAAUUUGAUCAGUGUCAUAACUUGCUGCUCAAGCUCUGACUCAAGCCAAAACGACUUCAAAGCUCUUGUGUUCGAGUUCAUGCCCAAUGGGAACCUGGACAGCUGGUUACAUCCGGAUGUACAUGAUGCAUCACGGCAACUGCAAGGAUUGACAUUGAUGCAGAGAUUAAAUAUUGCAGUCGAUAUUGCGGAUGCACUAGAUUAUUUACACAACAACUGGGAACCGCCAAUAGUUCACUGUGACCUGAAGCCAAGCAACAUUCUUCUCAAUGAGGAUUUAGUUGCUCAUGUUGGAAACUUUGGCCUUGCAAAGAUUCUUUCCGAACCAGCAGCCGAGCAACUGAUUAACUCAAAGAGCUCGAAUGGAAUAAGAGGAACAAUUGGCUACGUCGCUCCAGAAUAUGGUGAAGGCGGUCAAGUUUCUUCACGUGGGGACGUAUACAGCUUUGGGUGUGCCAUCCUCGAGUUGUUUAUAGGCAAGGCACCUACUCAUGACAUGUUCAGGGACGGGUUGACCUUGCAAAAACAUGCCAAGGAUGCAUUUCCAGGGAUGCUGAUGCAGAUCGUCGAUCCAGUCCUACUGUCCAUUGAAGAAGCUAGUGCCAGUAGUUUGCUGGAUGGAAGCAACACAAUGGAACAUACCAGCAAUGCCAUGUUCUCUGUCAUAGAGGUUGCCCUGUCAUGCAGCAAGCAUGCACCCACCAAGAGAAUGUGCAUAGGAGAUGCAGCUGCUGCAAUUCACAGGAUAAGGGAUAGCUAUGUUAGAAUAACACAAAAGGAGUAA
Molecule: messenger RNA, 2484 nt
Organism: Triticum turgidum subsp. durum (durum wheat)
Lineage: Eukaryota; Viridiplantae; Streptophyta; Magnoliopsida; Poales; Poaceae
Source: the annotation of a GenBank genome assembly